Molecule: messenger RNA, 1903 nt
Organism: Onychostruthus taczanowskii (white-rumped snowfinch)
Lineage: Eukaryota; Metazoa; Chordata; Aves; Passeriformes; Passeridae
Gene: HMGCLL1
Product: 3-hydroxymethyl-3-methylglutaryl-CoA lyase like 1
Exons: 9
Coding region: 52-1080 (342 amino acids)
Biological process (GO): L-leucine catabolic process; ketone body biosynthetic process
Cellular component (GO): endoplasmic reticulum; cytosol
Molecular function (GO): hydroxymethylglutaryl-CoA lyase activity
Source: RefSeq, a predicted model, not a curated record
CGCGGGCCGGGAGGCUGCGCCCACCCUGCGGCGGCGGCUGCGGGGCGAGCCAUGGGCACGGUGCCGUCCGCGCUGAAGCACUGCCUCAGCUACCAGCACCUCCUCAAGGAGCAGCUGUGGAUCGCGGAGCCGCCCGCGGCCGCGCACCCCGCGCAGGAAUCUCAAGCAUCUGGACUGCCUGAGUACAUAAAAAUUGUAGAAGUUGGGCCAAGGGAUGGAUUACAAAAUGAGAAGGUGAUAGUCCCAACUGAUAUAAAAAUUGAGUUAAUCAACCAGCUUUCCAAAACAGGCCUGCCUGCAAUAGAAGUGACCAGUUUUGUUUCAUCCAAAUGGGUGCCUCAGAUGGCAGAUCACAAAGAAGUAAUGAGGGGCAUUGAGCGGCAUCCUGGAGUCCAGUAUCCCGUUCUCACUCCUAAUCUUCAAGGUUUUCAUUCUGCUAUUGCAGCAGGAGCUACAGAAGUCUCGGUAUUUGGUGCAGCAUCUGAAUCUUUUAGCAAAAUGAAUAUUAAUUGUUCAAUUGAAGAAAGCAUAGAAAGGUUUGAAGAAGUCACUAAAUCUGCAAGGAAUAUGAAUAUUCCAGUGCGUGGGUAUGUGUCCUGUGCCUUGGGAUGCCCAUAUGAAGGAAACGUUGCACCAGAUAAAGUGGCAGAAGUGUCUAAGCGGCUGUACAGCAUGGGCUGUUAUGAAAUCUCUCUGGGAGAUACAAUUGGUGUGGGGACGCCUGGAAGUAUGAAAAAAAUGCUGGAAGCUGUUAUGAAAGAAAUUCCUUUGAGUGCUCUUGCUGUUCACUGUCAUGACACUUAUGGCCAGGCCUUAGCCAAUAUCCUCACAGCCAUGCAGAUGGGAGUUGCUGUGGUGGAUUCAUCUGUUGCAGGACUUGGUGGUUGUCCCUAUGCAAAAGGUGCUACUGGAAAUGUAGCCACAGAAGAUGUGAUCUACAUGCUGAAUGGUCUUGGGAUCAACACAGGAGUAAAUCUUUGUGCCGUGAUGGAAGCUGGAAACUUCAUCUGCAGAGCUUUGAACAAGAAAACAAACUCAAAAGUUGCACAAGCUUCCUUCAGUACUGGAACUAUCAAUUAAAUGGAUUUUUCUUUUUGCAGCUUGAUUACAUUUUCCAUUUACCUUGAUCAAGGACAUUUGCUUUAGGAAAAGAAACAAGAAAACCAUUGCAUCAAAGAAACAAAAUAGAACCAAUAUUUUUUUUUUUUUUAAGGGAAAAGUUAUUGUACUGUACUGUCUUGUCAGGAAUUGUCUGAUUUGUAAGUAAGAAAUAAACAACUGUAGUGCAGAACCCUGUACUUCGUACUUCUCCAGAUGAGGAAAAUGUAUAAACACCAGGAAAUUUUACCAUGUUUUAAAUUGAAUUUUUAGUUCUUUUCAGGAAAAACGGGUAGAAACAGUGAAUACAUAGUUAAAUUUCAAUCAAGAUGUCUUUCAGAACAGUAUAAAUAUUUUCAGUAGUUUAUGAGAUCUCACACUGUGUGUGGCCUUUCUAUUAUGUAUUUUAUUUAUCUGAGUUCUCACUUUUCAUUUGUCAAGUCACUGUGUUAUGAACACAGAGCCAAAUCUGAAUUCACUGUAAGAAUUUUUUAGCAAUAGAACUUCUUUUAAAUUUUGUUUAACAUCUGCUAAAUUAUGGAUGACUUUAUCUUGUUCCAAGACAUUGUGGUGAAUGGCACUCUUCCAGAUCCUUCCAAUCCUCCAGCAAAUUUCCUUAUUUGUUACAUAUGUUAAAUUUGUUGUACUUGCAUUUUUUGGUCAACUUAUUAAAACCUAAUUAUAUGAAGCAAAUAAAAAUUGGUGAGGUUUUCAACAUCAUUCAGGUUCAUAGUGGUGUAGAAGGGGCUACAUUUGCAUCCAAGGUUUCAUCAAAAAAUUAGAUUUUUCAUUCUGUAGUCUAUGA